Molecule: messenger RNA, 981 nt
Organism: Hibiscus syriacus
Lineage: Eukaryota; Viridiplantae; Streptophyta; Magnoliopsida; Malvales; Malvaceae
Exons: 8
Coding region: 134-811 (225 amino acids)
Biological process (GO): protein ubiquitination
Cellular component (GO): membrane
Molecular function (GO): ubiquitin-protein transferase activity; zinc ion binding
Source: RefSeq, a predicted model, not a curated record
GUGGUGGAAUGGUGACAACGACCGCACUCAAUCUCUUGCUGCAUUUGAAGAAAAAAACCAACCAACAGGGAAAAAGAAGAAAGAAAAGAUUGUUGCUUUCUUCUUCAAUAGAAAAUUUCAUUCCCUUGUGUAGAUGGGAGACCAUUUUGUGUUGCUUGUGGACCGGCUGCUGACUGAAUCAACCCUUGAAGCUGCUAUUGAGAGUAGUAACCAAUCAAAUCAAGGCAUGCCCUCAGCAAACAAACAUGAUACAAUCGACUUGUCAUCUUGUAGGAUGGAUGACAAUGUUGGUUCAUCUCCAAGUAAAUUGGUGGAAUGUAGGAUUUGCCAUGAUGAUGAUCAAGAUUUGAACAUGGAGAUACCCUGUUCUUGCCGUGGCAGCUUGAAGUAUGCUCACCGCAAAUGCGUUCAGAGGUGGUGCAACGAAAAGGGCGACAUCAUAUGCGAGAUUUGCCACCAGCAAUUUAAGCCUGGUUAUACAGCACCGCCUCCUUUAUUUCAUUAUGGAAGUGUUCCUAUGAACUUCAGAGGGAAUUGGGAAAUAUCCAGGAGAGACCUGCCAACUCCUCAUUUUAUAACAGUGGUCACUGAUGAUAGUGAUUUUCUGGAAUCCGACAUUGAUGAUUACUCGGCUCCCAGCCCUCGAAGCCUGAUAUGUUGUCGUGUCGUCGCUUUAAUUUGUAUGGUUCUUCUGGUUAUGCGCCACACUCUUCCGAUCCUAAUCAGUGGCGCUGGAAACUAUUCUUUGACAUUGUUCAUGUUAUUAAUGUUGCGACUCAUUGGGAUUGUGUUGCCUAUAUAUCAUGGUUAAGGCAUUUACUGCUAUCCAACGUCGCCGACACCUUCAGGAUCCUCGGUUUUCCCUUGAUGCAUCUGACGAAGAAGGUGAUUUAUCGCAACUGCAGCAGCCGCCGUCACGUUUGAUUCAAGUACAUUAAUCUAGUCGUUGUGCUGGAUCAUAUGAAAGAGAACUCGUAGAAA